Brassica oleracea var. oleracea is the source of this 853-nucleotide messenger RNA. RefSeq lists its product as uncharacterized. The transcript is spliced from 6 exons. NCBI's taxonomy places the organism in Eukaryota, Viridiplantae, Streptophyta, Magnoliopsida, Brassicales, Brassicaceae. Bases 52 to 738 code for a protein of 228 amino acids. The record is from RefSeq and is a predicted model, not a curated record. Gene Ontology annotation, cellular component: TIM22 mitochondrial import inner membrane insertion complex; chloroplast inner membrane. Gene Ontology annotation, biological process: protein targeting to chloroplast; protein insertion into mitochondrial inner membrane. Gene Ontology annotation, molecular function: transmembrane protein transporter activity; protein binding.
AGAAGCAAAGAAAGAAAAGAAAGGAAAACCAAAAAAAAAAAAGAAGGAACAAUGGCGAUCAUGGGAGGAGAGGAGAGGCGAGUCACCAGCGGCGGAGAUACGAUGGAGCAUUCGUCGCGGAAGGAAAUAAGUCCGACUCAGUACAAGGUCAUAGAGACCGUCUUCAUGACCGCAUUCGGCGGUGUCAGCGGAGCUGUUUUGGGCGGUAUAGUAGGAACGGUCAUCAUGGCCCCAAUGGCCCGGCGUUACCCUCGAGCCCUAGCCGCACUGAGGCGAACUCAGUAUGCUCGUUCGUAUGCUCUGGAGGGUUCAGCAGUUUUAGCUGCAUGGUUUGGAAUUGAAUCCAUAAUGAGAGGAAUCAGAGACAAAGAUGAUCUUACCUCUGACAUGGUCUCAUCAUCGGGUGGUGGGUUGGCAUACUCUUUUGCGAUGAAAGGCUUGAAAGGACAACCUGCACACGCACUCUUCAACUCUGCUUAUUACGCUGCUUUUUCAGGAACAAUUGAGACAAUCAAAUCGCGUAAUACCCAAGACGCCUUUUACACAGAGACAAGAGCUAUGCUAUCGAAGCUAGGCCUAGAGGAAUACGAGAAGAACUUCAAGAAGGGACAUCUCACUGAUCCCACUUUACCAUUGCUUACUGAUAGUGUCCUACAAGAAGUUAACAUUCCACCAGGGCCAAGGCUUUUGAUACUAGAUCAUAUCCAGAGGUACAAUAAGAUGGUGAACCGCAAGUGAGGAAAGCAGUCUAAAUUUUGGUGAUGACUUGGAAGUAGUUGUGUGACCUAAUAUUGGUAGUCUGUAAUAAUAAUCUUUACACUUUAUUCAAAGCCAAGAACAUAACAUAGCUUUA